Stylonychia lemnae is the source of this 1086-nucleotide messenger RNA. NCBI's taxonomy places the organism in Eukaryota, Ciliophora, Spirotrichea, Sporadotrichida, Oxytrichidae. The record is from the annotation of a GenBank genome assembly.
AUGGAGAGUCAAUAUCAUAAAUUUUACAAGAGUGAGCCCUUCUACGUUCUUAACUAGGAUGUAUUCUAUGAUGAAGAUAUUCAAGAUAACUAGCAAACUAGAGAAUAUUCAGAUAUCAACUUCUUGAGAAAAUUUAACAACUUCAUUAAGGCAGUAUUAAUUAAUAAAUACAUUGAUAGGCUUCCCUACAAAUAUUCACCUAGCAUCUUUGAUCUUUGUUCAGGCAAAGGAGGAGACCUGAGGAAAUGGAUACUUAAGAAACCCUCUCAUUAUGUGGCUCUUGAAUAUUAGGAGUAACUAAUAAAAAUUGCUAUUGAAAGACUAAGAGAGAUUAGAAAUGUAGAAUUCCCAAGUAUUUUUGUAGUUGCAGAUGCUGGAGAUGAAUCAAUGACUAUUGACAAGGUCUUGGCAGAUGAUAAAUUCAGAGAUAUCAAGAGCAGCAUAGUAUUUGAUAUGGUGAGUUGCUAAUUUGCAAUGCAUUACAUGUUUGAAAGCGAGAAGAAGCUAAGGAAUUUCCUUCAUAAUGUUAGCUGCAAAUUGACGCCUGGAGGAUUUUUCAUCGGGACAACCAUAGACUCAGAUAGAAUCGUCUCUCAAAUGAGAUUGGACACUACAGGCAGUAUGACUGUAGAAAAUGAGGAUUUUGCAAUUAAAUUUGGAUAGAUUGCUUUUCCUAAAGAUCAAGGAGCUUUUGGCCUCAAGUACUAUUUCUACUUGAAAGAUGCUAUUGGAAAAUAAAAGUUCUUGGAAUCUGAAAAAGUAUAUGUCCCUGAAUACCUAGUGAUUUUUCCUAAACUAAUUGAAAUUGCUAAGGAGUAUGAUCUCGAGUUAGUAGAGUAGAAAAAUUUUCAUGAGUUUUAUUCGGAAAGUGUUUAAGAUGCGAACAAUCAAGGAUUAUUUAAUAGAAUGGUAUUUAAGGAAGCUAGUCAAAGAAUGACAUAGGAAGGUAUUAAUCGUUAAUUUGAGAUUUGUGGGUCAUAUCAGGUGUUUGCUUUUAAGAAGAUGGGAUAAGUGAUAAAGAGAAUGCACAAUAACUUUGGCAAUUAUAGAGUCUGUAGAGAAAUUAAUUAUAGAAACUUUGUUUGA